AUGCAGAAUAUGGUACCGGCAAUUCGAUUGAGUUGUUCGAACAUGGUAGACAAAUGGGAAGCUCUGUUUUCGUCUAGUACCGAUAAGUCGUCUUGUGAGGAAAUCGAUGUGUGGCCUUAUCUUGAUAAUUUGUCGGGCGAUUUGAUUUCUCGGGUAGCGUUUGGUAGUAGCCAUGAACAAGGAGGGAAAAUAUUCGAGCUUCAAAAGGAUCAAGUGAAGCUCGUUUUGGAGAUCAUGCAGUUCAUUUUCAUUCCCGGGUGGAGAUUUGUGCCGACAAAAGCGAACAAGAGAAUGAAGGCGAACGCCAAAGAAAUCGAAUCCUUACUGAGGGGUAUAAUCGACCAAAGACAGAAGGCAAUGGAAAAGGGAGAAGUCAACGGGGACGAUUUGUUAAGCACACUAAUGGAAUCGAAUCGCAGGGAAAUCGAUGAAAAUGGGAGCAAAAAGAAUAUGGGAAUGAGUAUCGAUGAUGUGAUCAAAGAAUGCAGGCUAUUCUACUUUGCGGGCUCGGAAACCACUUCGCUUUUGCUUGUGUGGACAAUGGUGAUGCUUAGCAAACAUCAAGAAUGGCAAACCCGUGCGAGAGAAGAAGUUUCCCAAGUUUUCGGAAACAACGAACCCACUUUCGACGCCCUAAACCGCCUUAAAAUCGUUACCAUGAUUCUCAAUGAGGUUCUUAGGAUGUACCCACCGGCACCGGUGAUUUCUCGAACACCGACAAAGACGGUGAAAUUGGGCGACAUGAUUCUACCGUUGGGGGUGGAUUUGUUGCUAAUAAUAGGUUUAGUGCAUAAUGACCCGAAGAUUUGGGGAGAUGAUGUGAAUGAGUUCAAACCGGAGAGGUUUUCUGACGGGAUUUCGAGUGCGACCAAAGGCCAAUUCUCGUUCAUACCGUUCAGCUUAGGUCCGAGAGUAUGCAUCGGCCAACAAUUUGCGAUGAUCGAGGCUAAAAUAGCUAUGGCAAUGAUACUGCAGCGCUUUUCGUUUGAGCUGUCACCGUCUUAUUUGCACGCUCCGUUCCCUAUUCUCACUCUCCAGCCGCAGUACGGUGCUCGCCUGCUUUUACAUAAGCUAUAAAUCGUAAACUUUACUAUAAAGGAGAAAAUCACGUGACCCCUUCUUAGAUAAUGAAAUUACACGGCACUACUCAGGUGAAAAUUUAUUACCCGGAUCUCCCCUCUUAGAUAGUUCUCUUGGGUGGAAACUAAUGGCAUUGUAAAAAAAAUUCGAGUGAAUUCUCUAUUUUACCCUUUUAAUCGACGUUAACCGUUGACGAUUUCGAUGGAAUAAAAUACCCUCUUUGAUUGUUUUAGUUA
Messenger RNA from Erythranthe guttata (spotted monkey flower), 1316 nucleotides. The record is from RefSeq and is a predicted model, not a curated record. NCBI's taxonomy places the organism in Eukaryota, Viridiplantae, Streptophyta, Magnoliopsida, Lamiales, Phrymaceae.